GAUCUAUUCAUCACUAACCACAGAACCAUUGGAUGAUCCCACCUUUCUUUUGAGCUCAGCUAUCUGUCUCUUCAGGUCGGCGAUCUCGGUGGACAUUUGCCUGCGUGAACCGGCGACCAGUAAGGAAAGACAGUGGAAAAACUAUGCCGCAAUACGUAGAUAAGUCUUUACCCGUGGAAAGCCCGCGCCCUGCUCAGUUGGCGACGGAAGUACUUGACCAUGGCUUCAAAGCGCUUGUUUUGAAUCUAAGAAAACAUUGAUUAAUCUUUCAGUGAUUAUUCUUUCAUGAUUUUUGUCAUACCUCAAUGUCUUUCUUUAUCUCGGCAUGGGUCUGCAACUCCUUCUGCAGAUUUUCUCUCCUCUCCGAUAUAGUUUUCUUCAUGGCAGCAAUCUCCUCUUUCAGAGCAUCAACCUCUCUCUGUGGACAAAAUAGCAGCAAUUAUCCACCUAGUGAAGAUAUGCUUAAAAUCAACCUUAAAAUAAGCUUAAAAUCAACCUUUGCCGUCAGCACUGUGCUUCCUUGGGGAUUUUUUACAUCCUCCUUCAGCUCCUCCUUGGCUUUCCUCAGCCUCUGAACCAGCGCCUUCCUCUCCUCCAGCUCCUUGCACACCAAAGACAAGCCCGCCGCAUGUAAAAUCGCCAGCCUGUGGUCGUUCAUCUUUGUUCGAUAAAUGUCAAACUGUGUCUGUGACGUGCAGGCCUUCUCUUCGGCUUCACUUAUUUGCUCGAGGAGUUUUGUGUUGUCCGCUCGGAUGGCAGCACACUGGUCAUGUCGGGCCUGCAUCUCCUGCUUCAAAUGCAUCAUCUCAUUCUCCAGGAAGAGGACUUUAGCGACUUCACAUCUCAGCUUUUUCUCAGCCUCAUCACCUGUCUUCUGCAAAUCUGCCAGAGUCACCUGGUAGGGCAUUCUUUAAUGCUUUAAUUGUGACCACUAAUAUUUGAUGAAAAUAAAGUGGUUCUAUAUGAAUUAAUGGUGAACCUGUAGGGAGCUGAGAAUCAUCUGGUUCUCUUGAAGCACUGCCGUCUGAGUGUAGCCAUGUUGGCUAACGUUUUCCAAGGCUUGGGUUAAUGAUAAUUGGUUCUGGCCUUCUGAAGAUUAAAUAAUAAUUUAUCAACCUAUUUGCAAGCACAAACAAUGGCCACAUCAUCAAUUGCGGGUUUAACAUCUUUACAAUUGGCUAAAGUUUAAAUAAAUUUUAAAGCUAGCUGACGAGGUUAGCAUCGAGUAAUGUCGUAUUUCAAAAGAAUAUACCCAUUUGAAUUUUCCCAAAUUAUUAUUUAGCAUUUAAUAACCUUACCAUCCGCACAAGCCGCCAUUUCAACAGCUGUCUUAUAACGUUUUAGUGACAAAUUUACAUAAACGAACUAAGAUGCAUAUAUCAACCGCGUGGCCAUUACCGUUUCAUAGCUUAAAACUCAAACUCCCAGCGUUCUCUGCGGCAGCCAGUCAUGCAUUGGUCUCGCGAGAGAAACAAGAGACAAGCGCUGUGGAAACAGACCCUAAACAGCAAGGAACUUGGAGUUUAACAGGCGACUUUACAAAAAAUAACCUAAAACAACAGGGAAAUUGGGCAUCUCAAAGCGACAUUACAAAAAAAUAAGCCCAAAGUCGAUUAUUAUUAUAUCAAAAGCGCCCUUGAGUCAUUUCUCAAACUACUUCCGGGUUGCGUUCUGUUGUUGCAUGGUGCUUCAGUAUUAUUUUUACACUUAUUAUACCAAUUUUAUAUCGGUAGUAUGUAUGUAAACGAGUGAGUUAUCAAAUGUUUUUUCGCAGUUGGUCCCGCUUUUGUUCCGUCACUAACCGUGAAGUGUACAGCAGUCUGAAAAGAGGACGUUGGAGGGCAAUCUCAGGACAUAGUAGUGCAUAUCAUGCUAAUGUAUUAGUGGUGCAAAGCUGUGUUGCUUUGGGGUCAAGACGCCUCUGUCACAGUAACCAUGUGGGUGACUUGUACAAGAACGGUUCUGUUCAAAAGUAUCUUCAGCAAAUUAUGGAGGAGCACAAAUAUCUCCAGCAGAAAUUACAACGUGCAAACCUGAACGAAGCCGACAGGAAAGUGAUGAUGAAAAAGCACACCCAGCUGCUGCCAUUGGCAAAUCUUUUUCACGGUGUUGAACGAGCACUGGAAGAUCUUGUGGAAGUACAGUCCCUUUUACAUUCAAUCCCCAAAGAUGAAGAUGAACAUUUCAUCCAGCUGCUGAAAGACGAAGAGGCUCUUAUCUCCCACAGGAUUUCAGACUUGAGAAAAGAGUUAAUGAAAGCCCUUGUACCGUCCGACCCUGUGGACUCGAGCAAUGUCCUACUGGAGGUGGUUUCAGGACGAACAACAGGAGGUGAUAUAUGUCAGCAAUUCACCCGAGAAAUGUUUGACAUGUAUCAGGGUUUUGCCAUUUACAAGAACUGGGAUUUUGAGACAUUGAACUACACACCUGCUGAGUAUGGUGGCUUGCAUCAUGCGGCUGUGCUGAUAUCCGGGGAGAACGUGUACAGACACCUGAAACAUGAAGGGGGAACACACCGGGUGCAGAGGAUCCCCGAAGUGGGUCUCUCGUCCAGGAUGCAGCGCAUCCACACUGGAACCAUGACUGUAAUCAUCCUGCCUCAGCCUGUCGAGGUGGAUGUCAGCAUCGAUCCCAAGGACCUGCGUGUUGACACCUUUCGAUCUCGAGGUGCGGGGGGCCAAAGUGUCAACACGACGGAUAGUGCGGUGCGCAUUGUUCACAUUCCCUCGGGUAUGACAGCAGAAUGUCAACAGACCCGCUCUCAACUGCAAAACAGAGAAACCGCCAUGCGCAUGCUGAAGGCCCGCCUCUACCAGAGCAUGAUGGGUAAAGAGACUGAGCAGAGGCAUUCAGCGCGAAAGAAGCAGGUGGGCACGCGCUCCCAGUCAGAGAGGAUUCGCACCUACAACUUCAGCCAGGAUCGCAUCACAGACCACCGGACAGGCUUUGUUAGCAGAGAUAUUAAGGACUUCAUGCGAGGAGGGGAUGCGCUGGAUGAGCUCAUUAUGGAUGUACUUGAACAUGCAGAUAUGGAGACUGUGCUGGACCUGGUGGAGAAUGGUGGAAACAGCCUGUCCAGGUCUGCAGAUUGACACCCAUUCUCUUUCACAAGUGGUGUGAAAAAGUGUUUAUUUUUAUUUGUCAGACUUAAAUAUUUCAGAUCAUCAAACAACUUCAAACAUUAGUCAAUGACAACACAACUGACCACAAAAUGCACAUUUUAAAUGUAGUGUUUUAUUGUGAAAGGAGGGAAACAAAUACAAAGCCACAUGGCCCUGUGUGAAAAAGUGAUUGCCCCCUAAAGCUAAUAAAUGGUUGACCACCCUUAGCAGCAACAACUGCAAUCAAGAGUUUGUGAUAACUUGCACUCAGUCUCUUACAGCGCUGUGGAGGAAUUUGCACAUUACAGCUUUUACAUCAGAUGUAAUGGGACACACAUCUUCCAAAAAGUUAAACUUUUGCCUCAUAUGAGUAUUUUCUCAAAGACCUUGGCGAUCAUUAAGAUGUUUUCUGGCAAAAUUGAGACAAGCCUUAAUGUUGUUUUUGUUUAGCAGUGGUUUUCACAAAACUGCUGUGUUGUUCUUUUUAUUGCAAAAUACAGUCUGCCAUGCCAUGGACAAAGACCUUAACUGAGGCGAGGGAGGCCCACAGUUAUUUCGAUGUUGUUGUGGGUUCUUUUGUAACCUCUUAGGGAAACCGACCAACCAAAAUCACUUUCUCACACUGGGCCAUCCAUGCACUGCAGGUUUAGAUUUUUUUCUCCCCUAGGACCAAAAAGUUCCAUUUAAAAACUGCAUUUUGUGUUCAGUUGUGUUGUGAUUGACUAAUAUUUAAAUUGAUUUGAAACAUUUAAGUGUGACAAACACUUUUUCACACCACUGUAAAUAUAAUUAUUAAAUUAUCCAAAUUAUUGCUAAAUCGCAGCAGUAAAUUUAGUGUAAAUAUGUCUUAUUUUGAAAUGUAUGGCAGCUUCAGCAGUCUCUGUGAUGCUGGUAAUUUAUUGUUACAAAUAUAAAAUGCUAAAAC
Doryrhamphus excisus (bluestripe pipefish) is the source of this 4026-nucleotide messenger RNA. It is a transcript of the gene mtrf1, whose product is annotated as mitochondrial translational release factor 1. The record is from RefSeq and is a predicted model, not a curated record. Gene Ontology annotation, cellular component: mitochondrion. NCBI's taxonomy places the organism in Eukaryota, Metazoa, Chordata, Actinopteri, Syngnathiformes, Syngnathidae. Gene Ontology annotation, biological process: mitochondrial translational termination. Gene Ontology annotation, molecular function: translation release factor activity.